Molecule: messenger RNA, 5020 nt
Organism: Durio zibethinus
Lineage: Eukaryota; Viridiplantae; Streptophyta; Magnoliopsida; Malvales; Malvaceae
Molecular function (GO): flavin adenine dinucleotide binding; oxidoreductase activity, acting on CH-OH group of donors
Source: RefSeq, a predicted model, not a curated record
AUUGGUUAUUUUCUAUAUUUACUAUUUCUCAUCUCUCCACCACUCUGCCACCAUUACAAUUAUAGACAGACAUAUAUUUGAUCAUUAAUUUUAAUUUUAUUAUUACAAUAAUUAAUUUCAUUAUUACUGUUAUUUUCAUCAUCAUCAAAGUUAAUCUCACUAUCCAUUCAAAUACAUCUUAAAUUUAUUUUUCACUUUUUUCCCUAAUCCUCUAUAAUUUUGCCCGGAAGUCCUCAGUGCGUGGAAAUCCAAGAUAAGUUCCAAAAUCCGAACAGUGCUGCAUUCUAGCAAUAGGGCCAAAGUCGACUAUCAAGCGUCUUGAAACAUUUGAUGAUGUAAAGAAUUUUGAUUUCCCAAAAUUCAAUUUUUGACCUAAAAAAGCACAAAAUCUCUUUAAACAGUCACCACCAUAAUUGUACAUUAUUUAGUCAAGCUUUCCCAAGCAAAUCAUCACAAAGAAAACAUGUGAGAGGUGAGGACCAUCUUUGGAUAGCGUAAUCGGAUUCCAACUUCUGUCACACACUGCUGUCUGCUAUAUGUAGUUCGCAUAACUGGGAGGAAAAUUUUUAACGGCCCGAAAGAGGGUUGGGUUGGAUGAUGAAGUGGCAUGAAGGAAGAUGCUAAUUAGCUCAUCUAAGAAAGUACACAAAAUGACGUGGAACGGCUGUACGAACAAUAAGUAAUCAGAAGUACAUUGCCACUAGUCACUGUUUUGUUUUAACAGUGUUCAAGUUUCCCCUUCGAAAUUGAAACCGAGCAUCGGCCAUUGGUUCUAUAGCCGAUUCAUAAUUAGAAAAUUUUUCUGAACUUUUAUUAAUCGGGGUUAAAACUCCAGAAAUUAGAAAUGUUAAAAUAAAAAUAACGCUUGAUAUUAUUAGAAAUGCUUUAAAAAUAUCAUAUUUAUAAAAUAAAAAUAUAAACGAACUCCUAUGAAUAUAAAAAAUAAAUCAGAUUAAUUAAUUUUACUCGAAAUUUAUUGUCAAAGUCAUCCACAAUUAUUUGUUUAAUCAAAACAACAAUUUAAUUUGAUCGAAUCGUGUAAUUUCGUUUGUUUGCUACUGAUUUGGCUUUUUGGAAGUGAUUGAUUGCAAAAAUCCAACUUUCCAUAUGAACAGAGCAUGAGGGGCAUGCAAAAUAAAAGAAUAAGAUUCCUAAAAACCCCUAUUCCGUCAUUAAAGUCCCCACACCCACGGCCAAAAAAAAAAAUGCGAAAACUUUGGAAAAGCCUCCCAGCCAUUUCUGUUUCUUUUCUUUAAUGCAUGCUUAUAUGCAUUCUCCAUUUCCAUAUAAUGUAACUCCCCUUUAGCUUGUAAUUUUUUUUUUCUUUUUUGGCUGCGAUUACGCCACUUUCAGGCAGACUUGAGUGGCUGAACUGUUGUGGCUUGUUAAGCCCCCAUUUUUACUUUCUUUGCUUGUACUUUCUUAGCACUUUACUGUCUUUUCAUUUAUAUUUCAAGUGCUAAGCCCUUACAUACACUUAAAGCCUUGUUCUUUUACAUUUGAAUGAAUGGAAUUUCAAUUUUUGUUUUCAGUUUUGUUUCAGUUUGGUUUUCUUGUGUUUUUCUGCCAUGUUUGCUUUGUUUUCAUCUUAUCUUGGCUCGAGAAGGAUAACCCAAGCAAGUACCCAUCUUGAGAAAUCAGGCAAGGGGGAAAAUUACAUGAUUUACAUACUUCCAAAUUGGUUGACAAGAAAGAAACAUGUUCUAUCAGUUGUUUGUUCUUUGAAUAAUCUGUAAAAAAUUUAAUAAUACAUUGCCAUUGAGAAAAACUGUAUGUGAUAUUGCCAACUCCAUUGUCUUAUUGUGAAUGCAUUGGUUUCUUCAUGCAGAAACAAUGAUGUUAUAGCUCUCGAACAAAAUAUAAGGUGAAGAACAAAAUUGUACAUCCAGUUACUUCCUCAGGGGCAGUUUUUAUUCUAUAAAUUAAUUGAAUAUGAAACUGAAUUACUCCUUGCAUUCUUUCAUUGCUCAUGAGAUAAGCCAAUAGAUAUCACUAGAAGGUCCCGAAACUUUAGUUCUGGGUUUCAAAGAAAUGGAGAAACCAGCAGAUUCAAAACAAACGCUUUUUGUCGGAGAAGAUGAAUAUGAUGCUGUUGUUGUGGGGUCUGGAUAUGGUGGUUCUGUUGCUGCAUGUCGGUUGUCAAUGGCAGGGGUCAAGGUAUGCCUGGUUGAGAAGGGCCGAAAAUGGGAAGCUAAGGAUUUUCCAACGGACAGUUUCAAGAUCAUGUCAGCUGUGAGGAUGGAGAGUCAGAACUUAGGUGUCAGCUUUGGCCCUAAGGAUGCUUUAUUUCAGGUUUAUGAACAAAAUGAUUCACUGGCAGCGGCAGCUUGUGGACUUGGUGGGGGUUCACUAGUGAAUGCAGGCGUAAUGCUGCCAACACCAGUUCGUACUCGAAGAAAUUCAAAAUGGCCAAAGGAAUGGGAAUGGGACUGGGAUAGUUGUGAAGCUUCAGCUGCUACCAUGAUGAGAAUACAAAGUGUUCCCGUCCAGUUCCCCAUCGCCAAAAUUAUGAAAGAAAUAGAUGUUGGGGUGUAGAAGAAAUGGUUCAGGAUUCAAUGAAGCUAAGUAUGAAUUUUGAUCUUGAAGAGUCCUCAUCCAGAUUACCAAAACAUCAAAAUGUGGAUAUCUGCAUAGCCUGUGGAAAUUGUCUAGCUGGGUGUCCUUAUAACGCCAAGAAUUCUACUGACAAAAAUUAUCUUGCAUCAGCAAUUCAGGCAGGAUGUAUUGUUAAAACAGAGUGUGAAGUUCAGUAUGUAGUUAAAAAUCCAUAUGAAACAGGACAUGAAGGUGGAGUUGGUGGAAAAAGAAGGUGGCUUGUUUUCUUAAAUGAGAUCGAUUGUAUAAAAGCUGAUUUUGUGAUCCUGUCAGCGGGAGUCCUUGGCACAACUGCAAUACUUUUCAAAUCACAAAUGAGAGGAUUAAAACUCUCAGAGUCACUUGGGUCUGGAUUCAGCUGUAAUGGAAAUACUGUUGCUUAUCUUGCUGGGAGCAGUGGACCUUUGCAUGCUUAUGGACUAGAUAAAAAGCAACUGUCGAAGACACCUAUUCAAGCACGGCCUGGGCCAUCCAUCUCUUCAUCUUACACUUCUUCAUUGGGUUUCACAAUCCAGAGUGCUGUACUUCCUACUGCUUAUCCUUACAUGUUGUUUAAAGGGAUUGUAACAUACGGAUGGCCAACUGGUUACUGGUUCUUUGAUGGCGUUAUAGAUAAGCUGAAACAUCUCAUAGGUUCUAAGUCGAGCCAAGCAAUGGUGCUCGCUGCAAUGGGACAUGAUAAGAGUGAUGGGAAAAUUAUAUUAGACAAGGAAACAGAUAAAAUUUGCUUCAGUCCACCCCAUGACCCUUUGCUGGUGAGAAAAAUUGAGGCCUUUCAAAAGAUUACCAAGAAAUUAGGUGGAAUUCUCUUCAUGUCCAAUUACCGAAGCACAUCAGUACAUCUUCUAGGGGGGUGCAAUGCAUCAUCAGAUUUUUCGGAUGGUGUUUGUAAUCCAAAUGGUCAGAUUUUUGAUGCAGAGGCUCCUGGUCUAGUACACCAGGGCCUCUAUGUUUGUGAUGCUUCUCUAAUUCCGUGCUCUGUUGGUGUAAACCCAUCCCUUACUAUUGCAGCAGCCGCUGAGCAUGUAAGUAAGCACCUUGUGAAGGAUACUCUCAGUUAUAAAAGUAAAAAUUGUAUAGAUUUUGCUUCUAAAGUGGUUGACCAAAAUCCAUAUACAGAAAUACAUAAUAAUUUAAAGAGCAGAGAGAAAUCAUAUGUGUUUGUCAAAGAAAUCAUGAGGGGUUAUGUAGGGGGUAUGCCAUGCACAGCUUUUCUCAGAAUAAGGAUAAACUUGCAGAAUGAGAACAGCUGUGAUGACAGGAAUUCGGUUAUGAGAAAAUCCUGUUCAACUUUAAAGGGGAAAGUUGGAGGUUAUGUUGUGCUCAGAGCCAUUGAGAAGGAUAAGUUGCAUGUUAUAGAUGGGGAAAUAGACAUGUUUGAAGUAGAUUACAAAACCCCUUACACACAAUAUAUGCACUAUCGCCUUCUCCUCGCUACUGCUUCUGGUCCAAGAUAUAUUUUUGAGGGAAAGAAGAUAAUGAAUCCUUAUCUUUUUGCACUAUAUUCUUGGAGGGAGACAACAACAUUGUAUGUGACAUUCAAAAAGCUUGAUGGCAACUUUACCGGGAAAGCAGGGUUGAACUUAAAAGGAGAGCUUAGAAUUUCCACGAUUGAAUUGCUGAAAAGCAUCGUUAGCCUUGAAGGAAACAGAAAAGGAAGAUUUAUUUAUCUUUUCUCAUUGAAUCUCCUUAGAACUUAUAUUUUACAAAUACCACAAGAAAGUCACAAAAAGUAUACCCUGACGGAUUCUUACAACAAUUCUUAUCCUGCGAGCACUUUCUAUGAAAUAAAAACAGAAGAUGGAUAUACCAUCAGCUGUAGGCAGUGGAACUGUAGUCAAAGUGGAUGGAAAUUCAAGGAAGAAAAGCACCCGGUUCUUCUACUUAAUGGACAUUCCACUGAGAGUUUCUGUCUGCCAACAGAACCAAAUGAUUUGAUCAGGACUUUACUGGCAGAAGGGCAUGAAAUAUGGUUAUUGCAACCAAGAGUUCAUGUGUCGAAUCCCUCAAACAACUUCACUAUUGAAGAUAUUGGAAGAUAUGAUAUACCUGCUGUAAUGGGCAAGAUCUGUGAAUUCCAUGGUCCAAGCAUGAAGGUGCAUGUAGUUGCACACUGUGUUGGAGGCUUGUCCAUUCACAUAGCUCUCAUGGGAGGGCAUAUCUCUGCAACUCAAAUUGCUUCUUUAUGUUGCACCAACUCUUCAAUGUUCUUCAAGCUUACUACUUUAGCCACAGUCAAAAUGUGGCUUCCCUUGGUUCCCUCAACCUGCAGAUGUCAAUGGCUUUGCUGGGCAAGAACAAAAUCCUGCUUCUGUUAGAGACAUCAAAGGCCAGUUUGGGACAUCGGCUCCUAAUGUGUAUAGCCCGUUGGCUACCUCGCUAUGAGAGAUGCACUUGCAGUGAAUGUGAGGUCUUUGCUGGAGUA